Triticum aestivum (bread wheat) is the source of this 1162-nucleotide messenger RNA. Its product is annotated as RING-H2 finger protein ATL29. The transcript is spliced from 2 exons. The record is from RefSeq and is a predicted model, not a curated record. The coding region runs from base 28 to 897 and encodes 289 amino acids. NCBI's taxonomy places the organism in Eukaryota, Viridiplantae, Streptophyta, Magnoliopsida, Poales, Poaceae. Gene Ontology annotation, biological process: protein ubiquitination. Gene Ontology annotation, molecular function: transferase activity.
GUCGAGUCGGUUGGCCAAUGUUCAUGCAUGAUGAGCGUCCAUGUCGUUCCGUCCCGGCGUCGCAUUCGCCUCGCCGUAAAGCUCACGGCUCCGUCCCUACCAACAGCGACACCGACGCCUGACGCCGACGACCCACCACCCUCCGCCUCGCCUCGCCCCACUCCGCCCCGUGCCCGUACCCAUGCGCGCGCGCGAGCCACACCUAAAAGCCCAUCGACCCCAUCCAACCCAUGGUCGCCGCGGCGGAUGCAUACGCUGGCCAUGGCCAUGCGCCGCCUCCUCAGCGCCCUCGACGUCCGCGCCUCUCACUUGCCGAGGCCUCCGCCGCCGCCGCCUUCACCGGCCCAGCAGGGGACGUCCUUCCCCAUGCUGCUCCCGGUCUUCCUCCUCUUCGUCCUCCUCCUCUGCUUCCUCUCCAUCUUCCUCCUCCGCGACCUCCUCCGCUUCUUCUCCCUCUGGCUCCGCCGCCGCCGCCGCCCCCAGUCCAGCGACGCGGACGCCGCCACGGGCGAAGAAGGCGAGCCCGCGCCCGCGCCGCGCAAGCCGGCGGGCCUGGAUCCCGCCGUCAUCGCCUCGUUCCCCACGGUGCGGUUCGAGGCCGACGCCGCCGGCUCCGCGGCGCCGGCGGAGUGCGCGGUCUGCCUGUCCGAGUUCGCGCCCGGCGACGCCGUCCGGUCGCUCACCGUCUGCCGCCACGCCUUCCACGCCGCGUGCAUCGACUCGUGGCUCGGCGCGCACACCACGUGCCCGGUCUGCCGCACCGACCUGGACGCCCCGCCCAACGAGGAGAUCGCCGUCGCGGAAGAACGCGGAGACCGUGGCCGGGCUGCAGCGGCGGUCCACGAGUUCACUGGACACCGGAUAACGUCGUCACCUCCGGCAAGUGGCCAGCGGUAACCAACGGUCGCCGGGCACGCAACACUGAGUGGCGAUCCGAAGAUGAACAGGGGGGCCGGCUGUGCAUGCGAGGCGAACCUGUUCUGUGAAGGGGGAAAAACUCCUCUGGCCCCCGAGUCGUCUCCCCCACCUCUCCUCUCCCUCGUCGCCACCGGAGGUGGCCGCCGGCUCGCCGCUCGGCCGCCGGUGAAGGUGGCGGCGAGGAUCUGGCCGCCCCGUUCUUCCUCGGGGGGCUUUGGAUUCGUGGCGGCGGCCUCGGCUGGUG